UUUCUAUCUCGACCUAAAAAUCGCUGUCUAUCAGUAGUCUCUCUGCACCCAUCAGCCCCAUCCUCUCUAUCUAUCCAUCUAUCUAUCUAUCUAUCCCUCUUUACUCUCUUUUCUCCUUUUCUCUUUCUGAAAAACCUGUCACCAUGAGAGCAUGAGAGUGAGAGCCCUGCAGAUAGAUACCUUAUAAUUAAUCAUCCAUAGCCAAUUUACCCAUUACCCAAUACCCAUAUCAUAUCAUAUAUCAAUCCGCCUAGCCUACCUAGCUACCCUUCUCUCUCUUCAUUUUUAUUUUACUUUUAUAUAUAUUUGCAGCUACCCACUUUACUCAGUCCCUUUUGUUGCAUUUGAGAGACAUGGCUUUCCAACCUCACAGUUUCAUGUUCCAAGCUCAUGAAGAUCAUCAAGACCUCCAUCUCUCUUCCUCUGCCUCUCUCAACACCCUUCAUUUCCAUGCUGGGGGUGGUCAUGGUGCGAUGCCGUUUAUGAUGAAGAGGUCGUUAUCGUUUUCGGGAGUUCAUAAUCACCAUGAGAAUAUUGAGCAAUGCGAAGAGGUGCAUGGUGGUGGAGAUGAUGAUCUGUCAGACGAUGGAUCGCAGAUUGGAGAGAAGAAGAAGAGGCUGAAUCUUGAACAGGUUAAGACGCUGGAGAAGAGCUUUGAGAUGGGGAAUAAGCUCGAGCCUGAGAGGAAGAUGCAACUGGCUAAGGCUCUGGGUCUGCAGCCAAGACAGAUUGCCAUUUGGUUUCAGAAUAGAAGAGCUAGAUGGAAGACUAAGCAACUUGAAAAAGAUUAUGAAGUGUUGAAGAAACAAUUUGAUGCUCUUAGGUCUGAUAAUGAUGCUCUUCUUGCUCAGAAUAAGAAACUUCAUGCUGAGUUAUCAACUCUAAAAGGUAGAGAUUCAAACGAAGCUGGGCUUAGCAAUCUGAAGAAAGAAAAUGAGGGUUCUUGGAGCAAUGGAAGUGAGAAUAGUUCUGAUAUAAACUUGGAGAUAUCGAGGACACCGGUAAUAAACAGUCCAGCUUCUUCUCAAAUAAACGGUAAGAAUUUCUUCCCAUCAACCCUCAGGCCUUCAAGCAUAACUCAGUUCCUUCAAGGUACAUCAAGGUCAGACAUCCAGGGUCUGAAAGUUGAUCAGCACCAUCAUCAUCAAAUGGUUCAAGAAGAAAGCUUCUGCAACAUGUUCAAUGGCAUUGAAGACCAGCAAGGGUUUUGGCCAUGGCCUGAGCAGCAUCAAUUUCAUUGAAAUGCAUUUAAUUAAAACCAAUGCCUAAAAUUCUCUCAAAAAGAAAGUAGCAAAAAAGCACCCAUUGGCCAAUCCACUCAAGGAGAUCAUUAAUUAACAGAAACUUAUAAUUAAUUAUCAAUUUUCUAUCAAUUUUAAAUCAAGUUUUUUCUUUUUAUUUUAUUUUUAUGUAGAUUGAUGUAUAGAAUUUCAACAUAUUUGCUUCAAUUUUCAGUUGUGCUGAAAUGUUAUGGUAAUUUGAUUGGCUCUGAAAUAAUAAUACAUAUAUAAUUUUCUAAA
Messenger RNA from Ziziphus jujuba (common jujube), 1520 nucleotides. RefSeq names its product homeobox-leucine zipper protein ATHB-20. NCBI's taxonomy places the organism in Eukaryota, Viridiplantae, Streptophyta, Magnoliopsida, Rosales, Rhamnaceae. Gene Ontology annotation, molecular function: DNA-binding transcription factor activity, RNA polymerase II-specific; sequence-specific DNA binding. Gene Ontology annotation, cellular component: nucleus. The record is from RefSeq and is a predicted model, not a curated record. The transcript is spliced from 3 exons. The coding region runs from base 354 to 1241 and encodes 295 amino acids. Gene Ontology annotation, biological process: positive regulation of DNA-templated transcription.